AUGGCUAUCCAAAUCCCCAUUGACGCCAUCACCUCGCGAUUUGGCGAUCGCUUUAACAACAUCCGCAGCCAGUCCCUGGGAACCCGCUUUGCCAACCUGCGCCCGGUCUCAGAGUUCUUCGAUGUAAAGCGCUUGUCAAAGCCCGCCAACUUCGGCGAAAUUCAAAGCCGUGUCAACUACAACCUCUCCUACUUCUCCAGCAACUAUGCCGUCGUCUUUGUUAUGCUCAGCAUCUACAGCCUGCUGACCAACUUCGUUCUCCUGUUUGUUAUCAUCCUCGUUACAUGCAGUCUGUACGGAAUUGGUAAACUGGAAGGUCGCGAUUUGGAUGUUGGUUUCCGUCGUUUCAACACUUCUCAGCUCUACACUGCGCUGAUCUGUGUCGCCGUACCCCUGGGUCUCUGGGCGUCGCCCUUCGCGACGGUCCUCUGGCUCAUCGGCGCAACUGGCGUGACUGUCUUCGGUCACGCUGCAUUCAUGGAUAAACCUAUCGAGAAUGCUUUUUCCGAGGAGGCGGUCUAG
This is a messenger RNA of Penicillium angulare, 522 nucleotides long. Its product is annotated as putative COPII vesicles protein Yip3. Gene Ontology annotation, cellular component: Golgi apparatus. The coding region runs from base 1 to 522 and encodes 173 amino acids. NCBI's taxonomy places the organism in Eukaryota, Fungi, Ascomycota, Eurotiomycetes, Eurotiales, Aspergillaceae. The transcript has a single exon. The record is from RefSeq and is a predicted model, not a curated record.